Molecule: messenger RNA, 2535 nt
Organism: Fusarium poae
Lineage: Eukaryota; Fungi; Ascomycota; Sordariomycetes; Hypocreales; Nectriaceae
Gene: FpAPS12
Product: Cytochrome b5-like reductase
Exons: 1
Coding region: 1-2535 (844 amino acids)
Molecular function (GO): heme binding; metal ion binding
Source: RefSeq, a predicted model, not a curated record
AUGCUUCAACAGCCGGAGCUACAAGAUAUAUUACUUUGCUCCGUGGACGCCCGAAAUCUUCAAUCAGUUGUCCCCAGUCGGCUGGCCCGAUCGGCACUUGCUAUAGCAAAAGCAAUGAUUGAUGAGGCGAGCCUUGCCCAGUCUCAAGGAUUAGGUUUACCUAGAGAAAGGCAAGACUUGGUGAACCUUCUAUAUCGGACAAGCCGAGGGGAUUGGUUUAUUCAAGGGGACUACCGCGAUCCGGACAGCCACCUAGAAUUUGGGCGACUUCACGAGGUCACGCGCACAAACGGAACUCAAAGAAGCGUACAGGAGAUCUUUGAGUGUUUCAGUGGACUCUCAUGGUUGCAGCGCAUACCGAUACUCCACCGAAAUCUCCCUUCAACCUCUGAGAUUCUAUGCACUGCAUAUACCGAUCUUCAAGUAGCUAUGGCUAUGGCUCGGGACGAACUUUUUUCCAUGGUGAUUGAUGAGCCAGUCUGGGGGCUGACGUUUGCAAAGGUCUCAAAAGGCGUUGGCUUCUGUACCAUCGGUGCAGGUGGUGCAGAUUGCCCCAUGUUCCGGAUGAUGGACGCUCUUUGCGGAAGAGUAGACAAUGUCAACCAAGCUGCUCUCCUUCAAGAGCUUGACUUUCGCUCGCGCUUCUUUCCUCCAACCAUCCGCGCCCUGAUUAAUGAUUUAGCGACUGCUCCAUCAAUUAGGCACUUUAUAAACUCGGGAGAGGCUAACUACGAACUCGCGCAAGCUUUUAAAGCUAUGGAACAAAUCCGCUACGACCUUUACGAGAUGCACCGCAAGAAGGCUAUGCGUAUCGCUUUGGCCCUCCGAGCUGGUCAACAGGCUACAUCUUCGGGAACACAGAAUGCUUCAUCGCCAGAAAAGCACAUUGCUAUGACAUUGAGUGCCGCCAUUGGUGUGCGAUUUGGACAAGACGCAACCAAUCCUCAGGUGGAUGCAUUUGCCUGGUCAUCGCCUCUACUACGCAGCGAGGGUGGUCAGGUACAAGCAGCCCGAAUUCAGCUUGUGUUUUCUACCCCACUUGCUGUUAGUCCUGGAGAUAGUUUGAAUAUUGCGGUUGAAGUUAAGCAAGGGGAAUGGCAUGUCCGCACAUACUCCAUCACUCAUGCAUUCGCCCGACGAAAGACUUCUAAGACGAAAGGCCAAGUAUGCCAGGCUGUGGGCUCCGUUGAGAUCUGCGUAAGGAACAAGGGAGAAGUCUCGUCUUUUCUGUGCAACCAAGAAACCGGGUUUCCAGUACGAGUCAUGAUUAAACCGGCCCCCCACUUCCGCAUUGCCGGUAACAGUUCGCCAGACGAGCAGACUUUGUUCAUUGCCCAGGGCGGUGCGGUUGGUGUUUUUCUGGCGUGGCUCUCAUGGCAAGAUCAGCUCGUGGGAACUUAUAAGCUUAUUGUUGGCGCUCGCGACUACAAUAUGCUUGCUUAUGCCAGCCAACUUCAAAAGAUCUCAAGCUCCUUCAGCAACCAUUUGAAGGUUCUCGUUGCACUCUCUAAGCCUGCACCCGGGGAUAUCCGGAAACUCGUUUCGGGGAGGCUGAAGGCUUUUACAGGGAGAGUCACCACUCAUCUCGAUUUCGCCCUUUCGAGCAACCCCACAACUACGUAUGUGUGUGGCUCUUCAUCCUUUGCACUUGGCGUCGUCCAUUGCCUCUCCAAGAGCAUUACUAGGACAGAGGUUGCUAAGCCAUCGAGACUUCGCCCAAUAGUAACCUCUAGACUACCCAAUCUGAGGCUACACGUCGCUGCCUCCGUCGAAAGACCUUUGGAUAAACCUCUUCUGCGGCCGAUUACGAUGGCAGAACUGACACUACACAACUCACCAGGAGAUCUUUGGAUUGCUCUUGGAGACCUGGUUUAUGAUAUCACUGCGGUCCCCCGCUUCCACCCCGGUGGAGAAAAGGUCCUGAUUUACCGUGCAGGGCGUCAGGCUCAAGAUGUUUUCGAAACAGUGCACGAUGGCUGCUACAUGACCAACUCGUUGCUGAACGAGAUGGUAAUUGGCCGUUUAGUUUCGUCAGGGGAAGGAUUCCAGGAGUGGGAAGACUUGCUUGACAAGAUUGUUGAAAUUCAGAAUGACUUGACCAACCAUAGUCGUUUCGAGCAGACACCCACUGGUUACAGUCGCCAAUUAAGUCAAUCUCCUCCUGUAGAGGUUCUUCGAGCAUCGAUGGACUGUUUCACCAAAGGGUGGGCUUCACUUUUGAAUCGAGUCGGCGCCGAUGACAUGGAAAGGUGCCGUCUCCGCUCAACCUACGAAAAGACAAACUCGGCGCUUCAUACACAUCUGAGACAAGUGUAUGAUAUGGACUUCGAUCGCGUUCAUCGUUACGCAGAGGCUUUGCGCAAGGUUUUCGACGCACAUGCUCUCACAACGGGCAGAAUUCACGGCGUUAUAGAUGAGAUAAAGAGGCACAUCGUUGACUGUCUGUAUCAACGAAAACAGCCACAGCUUUCAAUACUUGAUAAUUCUACAGCAAGCAUUGUUUUAUCAAUGGAAGAGACUGUGAAAUACUACUAA